GUUACAAGACAGAAAAUUUAGAGAGAGAGAAAGAGGGUGACUCACAGCGCGCCUCAAUGGAGUUUCAACUCUUUUUCAAAAUUCAUAGGGUUUUUACAUCUUCUUCAAGAUUUCAAUUUUAGCGAUUUUUUUCUGCUCCGAAUUUCAAUAUUACGAAUAAUUCUUCUUAAUCUCUUCGCAUAUUCUUCUUCAAUUCUCGAAUCUUCUGCGCUCAAUUUCACCCUAAUUCUGUCAUAAGAAGCUUCCUGAAUAAGCUAUGUUUCGAGCCGCAAAACGUGAACCAGACAAUAUUCAAAGUAGUAAUGGCGCAGCAGCUGCAGCAGGCGCUAGAAAUAGCAACAAUAACAGUUUGGUGGAUGAAGAUCACACUAUUGGGCGCAGAGUUCUUCGCUCUCAUUAUCUCAAUUUUAAGUCUCGGAUUUCCGAUGAGAGAGAUAAUAUAUCACAAGUUGAUUCAGAUAAAUUUAAGACGAUAAUUGAGGAAGUUGAAAGGCUACAUCAGCAAGUACAAAAACCUAGGGAACAGGUUGCCGAUGCUGAGGCCUUGCUGGAUAUCACAAACUCGUUGGUGACGACUGUAAAGGCACAUAGUAAUGGAGGAGUGACCCCUUCAGAUUUUGUUAGUUGUUUACUUAGGGACUUUGGCAAAGAAGGUGAAUCUAGCAGUAGGACAGAAGAGGAUGGAAAUAUACACUGGAAAGAUGUUGGUCUUGCUGUCUCUCAUGUUUUCAGGGGUGCUCCUGGAUGCUGCACUAUGAUUGGGCCUAUGAAUACUGAAGUUAAGCAACGUAAUCCUGUUGUUCGUAGAAAGCGUGUCAUGCCAACAGAAAGUGAACGCCCUGAGGAGCUAAAUGAAACAGUUGGCGAAGAGAAGACAGACACUGACAAGAAUAUGGCUACGAUGUUCCAAAUUUUAAGGAGGCAUAAGAGUGUUAAGCUUGAAAACAUAAUCCUGAAUAGAAGAUCAUUUGCACAAACAGUUGAAAAUUUAUUUGCCCUAUCGUUUCUAAUUAAAGAUGGGCGGGCUGACAUAACCGUUGAUGACAAAGGCUGUCAUAGAGUUUCACCAAGGAAUGCUCCUGCUUCUAAUGCAGUCCUUUCUGGGGAGGUUUCCUAUAUGCACUUCGUCUUUAGAUUCGACUUCCUGGAUUGGAAGCUUAUGCUGGCUUCUGUUGGUGAUGGAGAAGAAUUAAUGCCCCACAGAAAUGAAGCUGAUAUACCAGCCAAUUCUCAGCCGGCAUCAAACAAUGUAGAAAAUGAACGAGCUGUGUCAACAACCCCAAUAAGGAAGUUAUCCAGAAAUCGUGGUCUGGUUUUGCAGGAGCAGACUGUAGUUGAAGACUCCCCAGAAAGUGAUAAUUCUGUAAGAGCUGCUGCUAUUAGGAAAGGAAAGCGAAAGCUCACAUAAGACUGGCUGAAGCUUAUAGAACUUUGAGAUGAUUCAGGAAGUUCCACUGUUAUUGGUUAAGUAUUAGGAAAUUGUUAACUUUGAUCCGUUUUCCUUCCCCACCUUUUGGGCCAAUAGCUCUUUGGUUAAUAUAUUCGACAUAGAGGUAACAAGCGGACAUUCUUUUCCCAUCUUAUUUUGUUCCUUCUUGUUAUUACAUAGGGGGAGGGGGAAGGCUGAAACCCUCUUAUCGUAUGCCUACUGUAAAAAUGUUUUCUUUUUGUAGUAAUUGGUGACACUGCUGGUAACAAGUUGUCUCCUCCCUGAACUGUUUCUUAGAGAACUUAGUAUUGACCCGCAGUAUGUUUUUAAUGUA
Molecule: messenger RNA, 1763 nt
Organism: Nicotiana attenuata
Lineage: Eukaryota; Viridiplantae; Streptophyta; Magnoliopsida; Solanales; Solanaceae
Product: non-structural maintenance of chromosomes element 4 homolog A-like
Exons: 7
Coding region: 257-1408 (383 amino acids)
Biological process (GO): DNA repair
Cellular component (GO): nucleus; Smc5-Smc6 complex
Source: RefSeq, a predicted model, not a curated record